Salvia splendens (bonfire salvia) is the source of this 1651-nucleotide messenger RNA. RefSeq names its product transcription factor bHLH130-like. Gene Ontology annotation, cellular component: nucleus. The record is from RefSeq and is a predicted model, not a curated record. The transcript is spliced from 6 exons. Gene Ontology annotation, molecular function: protein dimerization activity; RNA polymerase II cis-regulatory region sequence-specific DNA binding; DNA-binding transcription factor activity, RNA polymerase II-specific. Gene Ontology annotation, biological process: regulation of transcription by RNA polymerase II. Bases 247 to 1383 code for a protein of 378 amino acids. NCBI's taxonomy places the organism in Eukaryota, Viridiplantae, Streptophyta, Magnoliopsida, Lamiales, Lamiaceae.
UGCUCCACACACACGCACGCACGCACUUCCUUUCCUCGACUUUGCAAUUCCCUCAAUUUAACGCACAACCUCCUCCUCUCUCUCUCUCUCUCUACCUACAUCUGUUUUGCACCAAAAAAGGAUUCGAUUGAUCGAAUCUAUCCACCCACUGCUUUCCACCACCAUUCAAUCCCAUUACCUCUUCCAUUUAAAAUUCUAUACGAGUUUCCAUUAAUGUUUUCCAAUUAAAACCUCUUCUCUCCAACUAUGUUCAGCUCAGACGCCAUUUCCAGAGACUUCCUCCACUCCAAUCCCUCUCACACCGCCAAUUUCAAGCAUGACACCGAUUUCUUCACCAAUCAUGAUCAACAUCAACACCAGCAGCAGCAGAGCUCCGGAUUAGCUCGAUACCGGUCGGCGCCGAGCUCCUUCCUCGCGGCGCUUCUCGAUUCCAACACCGAUAAUAACAGCAGCAGCGGCGAUGAAUCGGAUGCUUUCUUCUCCGCGCUCAUGGAAGCGCCGCCGCGCGAUCUCAAUCCCAAGAGUAGUAUGAAGCAGGAAGAUGAGGCGGAUCCGGAGCCCCGAUCCGCGCAAAACGGGUACCCGGGCGGGUAUGAUGGAUCUUACUCUGUGGGGAUGGAGCAUCACAGGUUGAGAGAUCAAAAUGGGAAUGGGUCUAAUCUGCUCCGCCAAAGCAGCUCUCCUGCUGGAUUCUUCAAUGGUUUUGGUUUAAUGGGAGAGGCAGGAAACUACAGAGUUCACAAUCCUGCAGAAGACAGUUCAUCAGCUUGUGGUUUGAGUAGUUCCAUGAAUUUGUCAUCGGCUGCAUCUUCUAGCUCGAGAUUCAUGCCCAGCAUACCCGAAACUGGAAAUGAGAACGCAUUCAGCCCUGAAAAUGGUCGUCUGAGAAACGGGGCUGCCUUCCAUCAUGAUUCUUGGAAUGAAACAUCUUUCAACAGUUUGAAAAGAAACAGAGACGGUGAUGCGAAGAUGUUUUCCGAUUUCAAUGGAUUGGAGAAUGAGAAUGGAGAAGCCAGGAAAAAGUCCUCUGGUUUAGUAUCGCAUUUUAGCUUGCCAAAGACUUCCACGGAGAUGGCUGCAGUUGAGAACUUUCUGCAGUUCCAACAAGAAACGACCACUCCUUGUCAAGUUCGAGCAAAAAGGGGUUUCGCCACUCAUCCUAGAAGCAUUGCUGAAAGGAAUAGACGAACUCGGAUUAGUAAGAACAUGAAGAAGUUGCAAGAUCUUUUCCCCAAUAUGGAUAAGCAAACGAACACAGCUGAUAUGUUGGACUUGGCAGUUGAUUACAUCAAAGAGCUGCAGAAAGAAAUGAGGGUGCUCAACGAUGCGAGAGCAAGAUGCGUUUGUUUAGGUAAACCUCACCAAACAAGUCCUUCCAAGUAGAUGCUUCUGGCAAGACGAAAACCAAGUGCAGUAGAUGAGUAUAUCCUUCAGUCUUGAUUCACCUGCGACCUCACCACCCACGUGUCGAAUCCCGUUAAUGUGGCCUUUUCCCUAUUGUUCUAUGUAUGCGUGUUGCAAGUUCCAACCCUCCAGGAAGAGGAGGGGGGAGAAAAAGGAGGAAAGACUAAACUCCAUGUUGUAGUAUUAUUUAAACUGGUAAAUGUUUUUAUGAAUAAUUUUUGUUAAGAAAGCUCCUGCAUUUUAUGCA